Messenger RNA from Sparassis crispa, 1293 nucleotides. RefSeq lists its product as hypothetical. Bases 1 to 1293 code for a protein of 430 amino acids. The record is from RefSeq and is a predicted model, not a curated record. Lineage: Eukaryota; Fungi; Basidiomycota; Agaricomycetes; Polyporales; Sparassidaceae. The transcript is spliced from 4 exons.
AUGUCGCCCAUUCACGGUCAACCCUUUGAAGUUCUUGAAGCCAUUGCUGGCUAUAUCGACAACGCAGACGACAUUCUUGCAUUCGCUUUGGCAUCCAAGUUCAUUGCCUCUGUUGUCUCCCCUCGACACACGCAGCUACGCCACAUACGGUGCAAUGUCGAAACUAUUUGUCUCUGGAAAGCGUUCUCUCGGGACUUAUCCCUAGCUCGUAACGUUCGAAUCCUCGAAAUUGGAGAUGGACGUCCAUACCGCCUUCCUCGGUUCAUUUUACCUGAUCAUACCGAUUGUCAGUGCAGUCAUGGAGUGACUCAAAGGGAGGCAGAAUUGGAACUCAUCACCGCGCUGAAGAAUCUCACCCACCUGACGUUCUUCAAAUGGCGUGGUCAUCCAAAUGUUGUUAUCGCCAAAAAGGAGUCUGAUGGGGAGGAUGUUUGGACCUCGCUCACGCAUUGCAGGGACCUUAGGGAGCUCGACGUGCUCGAGAAUUUCAUGGAGUACCCACCUUAUCCGAUAUGGGGCGGCGCAAUGUUCAGAUCGUCAAACCUGACAAGCUUUAAAUAUAUAACCUCCGUCGAAAGUCUUGUGCCUGACCUAUAUGGACUUGACACUGAACCCCUCGGGAUCAUGCUCCGUGAACACUGUCCAAAGCUGCAGAGGCUGCAUUUAGGCUUCUCGUGCGAAGGCGAGGAUAUCAUGCCCAAUGUGGAACAUUCGAUCAUGAGUGGACGAUGGCCCAAUUUGCGCUCGUUGCACCUCAGAUGGGCUGCCUGCUCUCCCGCGGCAGCGGUCUCGUUCUUGGUCGCGCACCCUCAGAUAUUGGACCUCUCCAUUGACAGUUUCAUCGGGUCCACAGCAACAUCCGAGGGACUACCGCUAGACUGUCCGCCAGGACUCCUGCCUAGCCUCCAGAAACUCGAGUGUGCAACGUCCCAAGCGGCUGAUAUCCUCUCUUCCGCAUCUUCCCAGCCACGCCCCCUCAUGCACCUCUCACUCAACGAUCUUCCGUUCAGUUCUCGUCAAGCGGAGUUUCUAGCGAUCCUUUCCACGUUGACGUCCAUCCAAACUGUGGAGUUCCGGUACAGCUUCACUAUGGAAGCAAUUUCUCGUUUGGCACAAGCAGCACCAUGGCUCCCACGGCUGCACAUCGACGGCAGCUCUUUCUUGAUGUCCUCAUGCAAGGACCCAGAGACGAAGAAGCGGUGGCAGAAGCUGUUUGAGCCGUUCUUCCGUCUGGAAGCGCUAGAGUGUGAGAACCCCGAGCAAAAUGUGCUCGAUGUCAUUCGCGGUCCAUAG